UUUUUAUAGUUUUCAUAGCUUAAUAAUACAUAAUCCUGCUUCAGUAUCAACUGAAGCUGGUAAACUCAAACAACGUUCAGAGAAUCUAUGUCAGUGAAUGAUGGGUAUGCAACCUGAACAAUGGUUGAUAUGUCCGUGGAAUUCAGGUGAUCACUGGUUGACAAUUAUGAUUCAUGCCAAUACUCAAAGUGUUGCAUAUCUUGACUCGACGAAUGACUUUAUCCGAACUGAUAUUAUGAAAUGUAUCCAAAAAGCUGUGGACAUGUACAGGAUCGAAAAAAAUAUACGAAACAAGGGUCCAGUAAAAAUCAACCAAUACACGUGUCGACAGCAGCCGGAUGGAGUACAAUGUGGUUAUUAUGUUAUGAAGAUUAUUCAGAGUUUCAUGACGGUUGUUAAUCCUGCAAGCUUUUUGAAAAAUAAUUUCAAGUUAGACGCUCCCUAUAGUAACGAGGAGAUCAAUGCCGUACGGGAUGAGUUCGCCGAAUUUGUGAAGCCAUUGAUUAUAGAUUAAGUACUUAAGGUUACUACACUUUUGAUAUAAUACAUGAGUAACAAGUUUUAUGAUUAUUGUUAUCUUUUGCAUAUAUUAUUAGUUUAUAUUUAGUUUACGAUAUACAUGGAAUUUAAGUUUUAGAAUCGAUUUUAUUAACAAUUUUGGUAUUGUGUGAUUAGUUAAUGGAAUCGAUUACUAAUUUAAUAUAA
Cannabis sativa is the source of this 705-nucleotide messenger RNA. RefSeq lists its product as uncharacterized. NCBI's taxonomy places the organism in Eukaryota, Viridiplantae, Streptophyta, Magnoliopsida, Rosales, Cannabaceae. The record is from RefSeq and is a predicted model, not a curated record. Gene Ontology annotation, biological process: proteolysis. The transcript is spliced from 4 exons. The coding region runs from base 98 to 514 and encodes 138 amino acids. Gene Ontology annotation, molecular function: cysteine-type peptidase activity.